AUGGCCACCGCAGAAACCGUCGAGCUCGGGGCCACUCAUGAGCCAAAGGAGGAGUCGCUCCGGGUCUUUGAGCAGAUUGAACAUGAAUUGAAGAAAACACUCGUUCAUAUCCGUCACGAGCAUGACAAACAUGAGCCGGAAUACUUUGCGGCUACUGAGCAUCUCAGUGAUGCCGAGUUAGCCGGCUUUACGCUUACGACUUCCAGCAAGUUCGUGUCGCCGUCUCCGCAUACGGGAUUCAUAUCUUCGGCAAAGUCAGGAUUCCCGCUCUGCCUGAUGAUGGCCCAGCCUACAUUCAUUUCCGUGCUUUCACCGGAGGCCCGGACGACGAAGCCAAGCUCCACAGUAUCCAUACCGAAGACAAGGAAGAACCCGAUGGUGGCCACACUUUCCGCGCCAUCUUCACAAAAAACGAUCCGCUGGAGUGCAAUAAAACAAGCCACUUUUUGCCCCCUUUUUUGA
Molecule: messenger RNA, 462 nt
Organism: Podospora anserina S mat+
Lineage: Eukaryota; Fungi; Ascomycota; Sordariomycetes; Sordariales; Podosporaceae
Exons: 5
Coding region: 1-462 (153 amino acids)
Source: RefSeq, a predicted model, not a curated record